GCGGAGCUCCGCGCCCGCAGCCUCCGCCUCCCGGAUGGACACUCUGCCCCGCGGCGGGCUGAACCUGAAGGAGGAGCCGCUGUUGCCCGCCGGCUUAGGCUCGGUGCGCUCCUGGAUGCAGGGCGCGGGCAUCCUGGACGCCAGCACCGCGGCGCAGAGCGGCGUGGGCCUGGCGCGCGCACAUUUUGAGAAGCAGCCACCCUCCAACCUCAGGAAAUCCAACUUCUUCCACUUCGUGCUGGCCAUGUAUGACCGGCAGGGGCAGCCUGUGGAGGUGGAGCGCACGGCCUUCAUCGAUUUCGUGGAAAAGGACCGAGAACCUGGGGCUGAAAAGACCAACAAUGGGAUCCACUAUCGCCUCCGGCUGGUGUAUAACAAUGGUCUUCGGACGGAGCAGGAUCUCUAUGUGCGCCUCAUUGACUCCAUGUCCAAGCAGGCAAUCAUCUAUGAGGGGCAAGACAAGAACCCCGAAAUGUGCCGCGUGCUGCUCACCCAUGAGAUCAUGUGCAGCCGGUGCUGUGACCGGAAGAGCUGUGGCAACCGGAAUGAGACGCCUUCUGACCCGGUCAUUAUUGACAGGUUCUUCCUCAAGUUCUUCCUCAAGUGCAACCAGAACUGCCUAAAGAAUGCAGGGAAUCCCCGAGACAUGCGCCGCUUCCAGGUGGUGGUAUCCACGACAGUGAGUGUGGACGGACACGUGCUGGCCGUGUCCGACAACAUGUUUGUGCACAACAACUCCAAGCAUGGUCGCAGGGCGCGCCGGCUGGACCCCUCUGAAGGUCAGGACCCCCGGCCCUUGGGCCCAGCCAGCCCCCUGUCCCAUCCUUGGUGCAGGCCCCUGACCUGUCUCUUCUCCUGCCUGGCAGCUGCCACCCCCUGUAUCAAGGCCAUCAGCCCCGGGGAGGGCUGGACCACAGGAGGCGCCACCGUCAUUGUCAUCGGUGACAAUUUCUUCGACGGAUUGCAGGUCGUGUUCGGGAACGUGCUCGUGUGGAGCGAGCUCAUCACGCCCCACGCCAUACGGGUUCAGACGCCCCCGCGGCACAUUCCCGGGGUGGUGGAGGUGACCCUGUCCUACAAGUCCAAGCAAUUUUGCAAGGGAGCCCCCGGCCGUUUUGUCUACACAGCCCUGAAUGAGCCCACCAUUGACUAUGGAUUCCAGAGGCUACAGAAAGCCAUCCCCAGACACCCUGGAGAUCCCGAGAGGCUGCCCAAGGAAGUGCUGUUGAAGCGGGCGGCCGACUUGGCGGAGGCCCUGUACGGAGUGCCCAGCAGCAACCAGGAGCUCCUCCUGAAGCGCGCGGCCGACGUGGCCGAGGCUCUGUACAGCGCCCCACGCGCGCCUGCGCCGCUCGGACCCCUGGCCCCGAGCCACCCGCACCCCGCCGUCGUGGGCAUCAACGCCUUUAGCAGCCCGCUGGCCAUCGCCGUCGGGGACGCCACGCCGGGCCCGGAGCCGGGCUACGCGCGCAGCUGUGGCAGCGCGUCCCCGCGCGGGUUCGCGCCCAGCCCCGGCUCGCAGCAGAGCAGCUACGGCAGCGGCCUCGGCGCGGGCCUCGGCGGCUACGGGACACCGGGCGUGGCCGGCCUAGGCGUGCCCGGGUCCCCUAGCUUCCUCAAUGGCUCCACGGCCACCUCGCCCUUCGCCAUCAUGCCCUCUAGCCCCCCGCUGGCCGCUGCCUCCUCCAUGUCCCUCUCGGCCGCUGCCCCCACCACCAGCGUCUUCUCCUUCUCGCCUGUCAACAUGAUCUCCGCUGUCAAACAGAGGAGCGCCUUCGCCCCCGUGCUGCGCCCACCCAGCUCCCCACCCCAGGCCUGCCCGAGAGCCCACGGAGAGGGACUUCCAGACCAGCCUUUUGAGGAUUCCGACAAGUUCCACUCUUCAGCCCGGGGGCUUCAGGGCCUGGCAUACUCCUAAUCAUGGUCUGCCAGUGUUGCCCCCACUGAACCCGGACUGGAGGUCCCUCUGGGAUACACACUCACGUCCUGGAUGGCAGCACAGACAGACGCUGAGCCAGGGCUUCGGGCGGACAUCCACCCAGAGGCCUGAACAGGCCACCCUGUGCUUGAGGCCUCCAGUCCCACAGGCUUCUCUCACCUCCCUUCCUCGGGGCUGGUCAGAAGCCUUAGCACUGUGCUGAUGCUCUCAGCAGGAGAGCAUCCCAGGGGGGUCCCGGGAUGCUGGGUUUUCCUCACGGGUCAGUUCCUCUGGAAGAGAUGGACCUUGUGCAGUCCGGACCAUCAGGCGACAGGAGCAGGGGAUGGGGACCAUGGAGAAGAGGACAGCUCAGGGAGAAGUGGCCUGGGGAGGUCCUGUUUGUGUCUGACCCAUCUCAGCUGGCCCAGCAUCCCGACCUUGCUCCAGGGCAAGAGGUGGUGCCCAGCAGCCUCCCAAGGCCUGCCCAGGCUCCCAUGGAGCUUCCAAUGGCUGCUCGAUCCCUGUGGCUGCCCCCUCCAAGGCCCGCACACUCAUGCUUGCCACAUAUGAAUCCCACCAGCGGCUUUGGGCGUGGAGUGUGCAGAAGAGGGAGUGCCAAGCCCCCUAACUGGUGGGUCUUCCUCCCAACGGCUAUCUCAUGGACUCUGGCCCCACUCACACAUGACUCUGGCUGGCCCCAUAGUACCAUGGAAUUGGCCUAGCUGCCACUGGCCUCACAUUCUGCUCUGCUGAGGUUGGAGAAAACAGAACAAUAAAUACAGCUGCAGGUGGCCACUUGGC
Neogale vison (American mink) is the source of this 2719-nucleotide messenger RNA. It is a transcript of the gene EBF4, whose product is annotated as EBF family member 4. Lineage: Eukaryota; Metazoa; Chordata; Mammalia; Carnivora; Mustelidae. Bases 35 to 1918 code for a protein of 627 amino acids. The transcript has 17 exons. Gene Ontology annotation, molecular function: RNA polymerase II cis-regulatory region sequence-specific DNA binding; DNA-binding transcription factor activity, RNA polymerase II-specific. Gene Ontology annotation, biological process: regulation of transcription by RNA polymerase II. The record is from RefSeq and is a predicted model, not a curated record.